AUGACGACGCUACGGAGCGAGCCGAUGCUCAGAGGCACCCUUGUGUUGCCCUCGGCAUUGCCCCUGGCUCGCGGUUGCCUUGAUGCUCUGGGGAGACACGGCAUUGUCCAUUUCGUAGAUAUGAACGCUCACUCUCUGACGCGCCAAUUCAACACGUAUAUCCAGCGCAUUGACGAGAUGGAGCGGAUAAUUCGGUUUCUGGAAGAUGAGGUGAACCGCUUGCAAGAUGCAGGCGCGAAGAUUAUCAUUGGCCCGGAAGGCGCGCAGAACUUCCUCGACAACGAUAAGAGCUAUCAGUUGGACAAGGUGGAAGAGGCGCUGAAUCGCCUGCAUGCGCAGUUCGUGCGGUUCAAAAGCAACAAUGCGGAUCUCAUUCAACAGAAGAACGCGGCUCUUGAGGAGAAGUGCGUGAUGAAGACAGCAGUUCAGCAGUUGCAAGGGUCGAGUGUGAAAGACGGUUUUAGCGCAGGUGCGCAAAAUAGCGCCGCGGACGGCACAGCCGCGGGUAACUCCGAAGAGGAGGUUGCGAAGGCUUUGCUAAAGCAGGAAGACAAUAAAGACGUGACACCGACCGCGGAUGAUCCCGAAGGGGGGUUGACUAAGGCCGAAGGAGGUACCUCGGGUUCAAGUGUCUCGACAGUCGCUGGUAUGGUUGCGACGUCAGCCAUUGGCAGAUUCCAACGCAUGCUGUUUCGGACGACCAGAGGAAACGCAUUCUGUUUCUUCCAAUCUACCGCCGAGAAACUUGUCGACAGUCAGACAGGAAACGAGGUUGAAAAGGGUGUGUUUGUUAUCUACUACCAAGGAGCCGUCCACUCCCUUCUCCACGAAAAAAUCGUCAAGGUGUGCGCGGCGUUUGAUGCCAAGCCUUAUGAGUGGCCGCACAGUGCCGAGGAGGCUGCCACGCGUCUUGCGGCGUUGGAGAGUCUGCUGGAAGAUAAGGAACGUGCUCUCGCUGCCUACGAGAAGUAUUUCCUUGGUGAAAUCAGUUUGCUUCUCGAGGUCACGAGGCCUGGCGGCUCCUCGCUGUUGGAAGAGUGGAAAAUGUUCUGCCAGAAGGAGAAAGCGGUGUACGCCACUCUGAACCAAUUUCAAGGUAGAGACAUGACGCUCCGAUGCGAUUGCUGGAUCCCCCGGGACAAGGAAGAAGAAGUUCGGUCCAUCCUAAAGGAAGUUAGCGCGGAUCCUAGCGGGGACGAGCAGGCGUCUGCCUUUCUGCUGGUUGAAAAAGGACGGCCAGCAGCCAUGCCGCCCACGUACUUCAAAACCACCGAGUUCACAGAGCCUUCACAGGUCAUGGUCGAUACCUACGGCAUUCCGCGGUACCAAGAAGCAAAUCCCGCCGUCCUUACCACGAUUACUUUCCCCUUUCUGUUUGGCGUCAUGUAUGGAGACAUCGGCCAUGGUCUAUGCGUCAUGCUGAUGGGUUUGUGGCUAGUAUGUCGGGCAAAGGCUCUGAAGCAAGACCGUUCUUCAGCUUUCCACAGUGCGGUCAAGUACCGCUAUAUGGUAUUUCUCAUGGGUUUUUUCGCCUUCUUUGGCGGCUUCAUGUACAACGACUGGUUUUCCCUUGGUUUGGACAUCUUCGGUUCCCGGUGGACACUCAAAGGCGGUGAACUAGGAACGAGCAGCAUCACAAUGCGUAAAAAGGACGGCGAGUUCCCGUACCCGUUCGGCUUCGACCCGGCAUGGAAAGGAGCGACGAACGAAUUGUUGUUCACCAACUCCUUCAAGAUGAAGUUUUCGGUCAUUGUGGGUUUCGUCCAGAUGUUUGCCGGAGUCUUGCUGAAGGGGUCAAACGCAAUUUUCUUCGAGGAACCCCUGGACUUUGUGUUUGAGUUUAUUCCUCAAGUCUUUUUCAUUUGUGCGCUGGUUGGAUACAUGGACUUUCUGAUUCUGUAUAAGUGGGCCACGCCAGCUGACAGGAACAAGCCGAACCUGAUCAACACGAUCAUCGACAUGUGCAUGCUCUCCGACGUUAAGCCCGAAGACGAGCUGUUCUCGAAUCAGCAGACCGUGGAACGUGUCCUGUUUUUCCUCAUGGUCCUUUCCAUUCCGCUCAUGUUGAUUCCGAAGCCGCUGAUUCUUUGCUCGCGUUUGAAGAAAAGCCUCCCGCAUGGGACGGAAAAGGAGCGGCUAAGCUCGGGAAAAACAAACAGUUCGACUAUUGAACUGGAGCACGCCCCCAAUACAGGUGCGAAUGGUGCAGGCAUGGUGGGAGUCUUGGGAGAGGGCGGCAACGAGAUUCAGGAAGUGGAGGCAGGCUUGAGAAAGCAGGGUACGGCAGACGAGAAAGAAGGCAACGAACUUGGUAGCAACAAGGAAACCAUUGAAGAACAUGAAGGUCCGGGAGAUAUUUUCAUCCACCAGAUGAUCGAGACGAUCGAGUUUAUUCUGGGCACGAUCUCAAACACUGCAUCAUAUCUUCGACUGUGGGCGUUAUCCCUUGCCCACCAGCAGCUUGCUCUCGUGUUCUACACGCAGACGGUGGUGCGAGCAAUCGAACUCACAGACAAUGUAUCACUUGUCGCAGUGGCACUGUUUUUUAUUUUCGCGGCUUACGCCUGCAUCACUUUCGCUGUUAUCCUGUGUAUGGAUUUUCUCGAAGUGUCUCUACAUGCCUUGAGGCUCCAGUGGGUGGAGUUCCAAAACAAGUUUUUCAAAGGAGACGGCUACAAGUUCGCGCCGCUGUACUUCAUCAAGCUUCUACAAGGCGAGGAUGAUGCCUAA
Molecule: messenger RNA, 2730 nt
Organism: Neospora caninum
Lineage: Eukaryota; Apicomplexa; Conoidasida; Eucoccidiorida; Sarcocystidae
Exons: 6
Coding region: 1-2730 (909 amino acids)
Biological process (GO): vacuolar acidification; proton transmembrane transport
Cellular component (GO): vacuolar proton-transporting V-type ATPase, V0 domain; vacuolar proton-transporting V-type ATPase complex
Molecular function (GO): ATPase binding; proton-transporting ATPase activity, rotational mechanism
Source: RefSeq, a predicted model, not a curated record